GGGAGGGUUCGGUGACCCCGCGAACCGGCCUGUGGGUCCGACCGCAGCCCGGCUGGAUCCGAGGUGGAUCCCGGCUGCAGCCCGAUGUGUGCCCAGUUGGCUCAGCUGGAGAUACCGGCCCGUGCCCAAAUGGAUCCCGACUGGAUCGCAGCCCUUAGGGCUGGCCCAGGUGGAAAGGAUGGGAGGGAUCCCAACCGGAUCCCAGCUAGAUCCUUUUGGGAUCUCCCAAGUGAGGAGGGAGCCACUGCACAGCACUGUGGGGAUUCCUGUAGGAUCCCGGUGCUCUGCUCCAAAGGGAUCCGCUGCUUUGCUUUGGAGGAUGCCAGCCCUGCCCAGCACAGCCUGGAUCUCCUUGCGAUCUGCCCACAGAGGGAUCCAUUGGGUGCUGACAUCCCACAGCGAGUGCUUGCGGAGAUCCUGCUGGAUCCCAAUCGCUUCCCAGCUGGCAGAUCUGCCCGGGAUCCACUUGGGACAUGCAGGAUCCCACCGCAAUCUGUCUCAACGCUGCCAACUCCUUCCCUACCUUAGAGACUGGGCAAUCUCAUGGGGCUGGGACCCACCAGCAGUGGGAUCAGCCCCCCCGACGGCCGCCCUCUCCCUGCAGGCAUUGCCCGGGGCGCGGGGCUGGCUGCGACGCCUGGGGGAACCGCUGGGACUGCAGCCCCCCGAGCAGGAGGCGGUGCUGAGGGUGUUGGACGCGGGCUUGGAGCGGUGCCUGGCGCUGCACGCAGCCUGCAUCCCCCUGCCAGGGCACAGGAAGCUCCCAGGCAAGGCAGGCAUCGAUGAGGUGAUGGCAGCCGCAGUGCUCACCAGCCUUUCCAGCAGCCCACUGGGGCUCGGCCACCCCCCAGCACCUCCUGGCCCAGCAGAGCUUGGCAGUGAGAUCUGGAAAGAGACACCAGCCAUGUCCUUCAGCUGCAGCAGCAGCAGCAACACCAGCGGGGAAUGGAGCUGGGACCCCCCCAGCGACCGCUCCACCCCCUCCACCCCCUCACCCCCACUCUCCAGCCAUGAUCCCAGUGCCUUCUUGCCACCAGACGAUGGCCCCGAGGAACCUGACAGCACCCACUUCAUGUUUGGAGAGCCCAUCCCGCGGAAGAGGAAGAACUCCACCAAGGUGAUGUUCAAGUGCUUGUGGAAGAGCUGCGGCAAGGUCCUCAGCAGCUCCUCAGGGAUGCAGAAGCACAUCCGAACCGCGCACCUGGGCCGCCAAGCCGACCUGGAGCAGAGCGACGGCGAGGAGGACUUUUACUACACAGAGCUGGACGUGGACGUGGACUCGCUGACGGAUGGACUCUCCAGCCUGACGCCCGUCUCGCCCACCUCCUCCGUGCCGCCCGCCUUCCCCGGCCCCGAGCUGCCGCCCUUCCCCAGCCCUGAGCCUCCUCUGGGCUCCCCCCGCAGCCCCCCGCCGCCCCCGGGCCUCUGCCACGUCCACACUGACCAUGCGUACCAGGGCUGCCCCUCAGGGCCCACGGCUGGGGAGAAGCGGCCCCCAGGGCUACCUUUACCCGGGUUGAGGACGCCGGCGCUGCCCACCCCGACGCUGCCGAAGCCACCCGCCGUCCCCAGGAAGCCACGGGGGGAGGCCAAGAAGUGCCGCAAGGUGUACGGCAUGGAGAACCGGGAGCUGUGGUGCACGGCGUGCCGCUGGAAGAAGGCCUGUCAGCGCUUCCUCGACUGAGCCCCGCCGCUGCCGCCGUGCCCCCCCAGCUCUCCUUCUUGCACAUUUUGCACUUGAGGUGCCUUCGCGCCCCCCAGCCCGCCCCACACACACACACACACACACACACACACACACACGCUCCCCCCGGGGCUGGACUCAGGGAACAGCCCCCACGCUGUUGGGGGGAGGACUGUAGGGCUUGGGGGGGCCACGCACAGUUGGGCCUGGCCCUGCCUUCCCCCCCACCCCGAGCUUUAUGCACACAGCCCCCCCACGCCAACACAGAGCUUCCCCCCCUUUCUUUAUCCUCGGAAAAUAAGCUAACCCUCCCCGUGCCCCCCACCCCUUGCCUGCAGCCCAUAUCCCUGCUGGGGGGGGGGGGGGGGGGGUGG
Messenger RNA from Centrocercus urophasianus (Greater sage-grouse), 2058 nucleotides. Its product is annotated as SLC2A4 regulator-like. The coding region runs from base 179 to 1684 and encodes 501 amino acids. Gene Ontology annotation, cellular component: nucleus. Lineage: Eukaryota; Metazoa; Chordata; Aves; Galliformes; Phasianidae. Gene Ontology annotation, molecular function: DNA-binding transcription factor activity; RNA polymerase II cis-regulatory region sequence-specific DNA binding. Gene Ontology annotation, biological process: regulation of transcription by RNA polymerase II. The record is from RefSeq and is a predicted model, not a curated record. The transcript is spliced from 7 exons.